This is a messenger RNA of Larimichthys crocea (large yellow croaker), 1672 nucleotides long. RefSeq names its product major histocompatibility complex class I-related gene protein. The record is from RefSeq and is a predicted model, not a curated record. Gene Ontology annotation, biological process: immune response. The coding region runs from base 99 to 1193 and encodes 364 amino acids. The transcript is spliced from 7 exons. Gene Ontology annotation, cellular component: external side of plasma membrane. NCBI's taxonomy places the organism in Eukaryota, Metazoa, Chordata, Actinopteri, Sciaenidae.
CAACUGAUAAAUUCACCUCACCAGACAACAGUUUAAGCCUGAGUAUCACUCACCUAAACCAGCUCUGUCUUGUACCCACACAUCUUCAUCAAAACAAGAUGAAGAAAUUAUUUUUGUUGCUUCUCUUCUGUCACGUUUCAUCACCAGUGAAACACACCCUGAAAGUUCUUUUAACUUGGUCUUCUGGAGUCACAAACUUCCCAGAGUUUGUUGGAACUCUGAUGAAGGAUGAAAAUGUGGCGAUGACCUGUGACACCAACAGAGAGAUGACAGAACUAAAACAGGACUGGAUAACAAAAAUAUUGCUUGUCCAAAAGAUAGAGCCAAAACAGGACUGGAUAAAAAAAGUAUUUAAAGACGAUCCUGAUCACUUUCCGUGGUACGUUCAAAGGUGUUUUGAGGUUCUGCCAGACUUCAAAUACAUGAUUUUUCGGUUGAAAAUGGCCUUAAACCAAAGUGAAGGUGUCCACACUUUACAGAUGAUGAGUGGCUGUGAGUUGGAUGACGAGACUCAAGAUAUUAGCGGCUUUUUGCGGUAUGGUUAUGAUGGAGAAGACUUAGUGUCAUUUGACCUGAAGACAUUGACAUGGAUCACCGCAAAACAGAGUUUGGAUUUUAAUGGAUACGAAUUUGAAUAUUUUGUGUCAUUUGUCACAAAGAUCUGUCAUAACUUUCUGAAGAUCUACGUGACCUAUAGCAAGAGCUCUCUGCUGAGAACAGUGCUUCCCUCGGUGUCUCUCUUCCAGAAGACCCCCUCCUCUCCAGUCACCUGCCAUGCUACAGGUUUCUACCCUAACCGAGCCAUGAUAUUCUGGAGGAAAGAUGGAGAGGAGAUUCAUGAGGACGUGGAGCACGGAGACAUCCUCCCCAACCAUGAUGGAACCUUCCAGAUGAGGGUUGGCCUGAACCUUUCAUCAGUCACACCUGAAGACUGGAGGAGGUACGACUGUGUGUUUCAUCUUUCUGGUGUAAAGGACGACAUCGUCACCAGACUGGACAAAGCAGAGAUCAGGACCAACUGGGAGAAGCCAAGUCACAUGACCAUCCCCAUCACUGUUGCAAUGGUUGUUCUUGCUCUUGCUCUCAUCGCUGUCACUGGAUUCAUCAUUUACAAGAAGAAAAAAGCCUCAAGUCCUCCAUCUUCUUUUGACAACAACGCUGAGUUCUUUGAAGAACUGAAUCCAGAAACCUGAAUGAGUUUCCUCAUGUGUCACAUUAUGUAGCUCUACAGAACUACAAAAAAAGAUGGCUCCCUGCAACAAAAGUGAAGAAGUUAUAAAUGAUGUGCUUAUGUGUUUUUCAAAUGUGUCUGUUUAUAUAUACUUCAUGAAUAUUCAUUGUACAUUAGUGUCUGAAUACAGUUCUUUAAAUCGCCUCUUGUGAGGGAUCAUUGAAACUAUUUUCUUUUGUCUGUCUGUGUUGACUCUGCUCUGACGGAUAUUUUCAUUUUACGAAUUCUGCACUCAGCGUUGCUGCUUCUUCUUUUAGGUUUCCCUUAGUUCUUUACUUUUUCUCAAAGUGUUCUUUCACAUAAUGGUAUGAUCCUAGUCUGUCCUCGCAUGUGAUUGGUCACACUGUGUGCCCAUCAAAAUACAGUUUCCUGCCUACAUGGAUUAUCAGCAGAGCUGAGCAGGUGUGGCUGAAGACUUGGCUCUCCCCGACGGGACUCAUU